This is a messenger RNA of Klebsormidium nitens, 384 nucleotides long. NCBI's taxonomy places the organism in Eukaryota, Viridiplantae, Streptophyta, Klebsormidiophyceae, Klebsormidiales, Klebsormidiaceae. The record is from the annotation of a GenBank genome assembly.
AUGUAUCAGUUGGGGAAGGGCGAUCUGCCCCAGCUGCUGCAGAGCCUGAAUGCGAAGCUGGGAGGCGACGUGUACCCUCCGUUUAAUGUGCAUGGAUACCUCUUGGGGGAAGAAGUCAUGCGGGAGGAGGGGCGCACGGCGGACAACUCGGACCGGCAGCAUUGGUGGCCAAAUUUCCGCGUGGUUAUGCUUCAGGAAGGGCUCCCGUCCGACUCCCGGUGCCCCAUGCGUGCCGUCUGGGCGGAGGAUGCCGAAGCUGGAGCAGCUUUCUUAGCACACCCAGCCUUUCGAAUUUCGGAGUUCUGGCUUGGAGCGCUAUCGGAAGCCCCGACGCCCCUGAUCACAAGCCUCCGAUUCCGGAUCGUCAUCUGGGACCCUAAGUAA